UAAUCUGUCUUGGCACCACUACAAGUCAGGAAAGCCUGCGGUUUAGGAAAGGUGGCAACCACGGAAGAGGGAGUUGAUAAAGGACAUUUACCUUCUGAAGAUUAAGCCUAAGGCUGAAAACAGUGAAGUCACUUCUCACAGUUAAUAGACUAUUAAGAAGACAAGAUGGGGACUCCUGGUUCUGGAAGGAAAAGAACACCUGUGAAAGACCGAUUUUCUGCAGAAGAUGAAGCUUUGAGUAGCAUUGCCAGAGAGGCAGAGGCAAGGCUGGCUGCAAAACGUGCUGCCCGAGCAGAAGCAAGAGAUAUCCGCAUGAGAGAACUGGAACGACAACAAAAAGAGUACUCUCAUCCUUCCUUUGAUCGGAAAUGGGGACAGAUUCAGAAGUGGCUGGAAGAUUCGGAAAGGGCCAGGUAUUCCCACCGGUCCAGUCAUCGUCGUCCUUAUCUGGGAGUUGAGGAUACAUUGUCCAUUCGAAGUUUUGGCAGUCACAGGGACAUAACUGGGACACACUGGAGCAGAGCCAGUACACCCAAAAGGAAAGACAUCAUGUAUGAUGCUGUCAAGGAUAGAUCAUCAAGAUUUUCAUCAUUAAAUCAUUCUUACAGUCACUCUUAUGGAAUGAAGAAGAGAUCUUCUGGUUCUCAUAAAGACCCACUGAGUGGCCUCUACUUUGACCAGAGAAAGUAUAGCAGUCUUAGAAACUAUAGCAGCAAACCCACCUCUGCCUACUAUACUCGGCAGUCUUCUUCCCUGUACAGCGAUCCUCUGGCGACAUCUAAGAUUAAUAGGGCCUCCCCUAUUGCAAAUUCUGGUCUGCUGAGGAGUGCCAGUCUGGUAUCAUUGUAUGAUGGUGGAUUAUAUAACCCUUACGGUUCUCGCACUCCUUCUGAAUACAGUUAUUACUCAUCAAGAACAAGUUCAGCCCGAAGCAGUCCUGUGUUUAUCGACGAUGACACUGCAAGCGUUGCGUCUUCUGGUCGAGCCAGUCGUGGGCGAAGGGAGAGUGUGGUUUCUGCCGCUGAUUAUUUUAGUCGCUCCAAUCGUAGGGGGAGUGUCGUUUCCGAUGUGGAUGACGUCAGCAUCCCAGAUUUGACCAGCUUGGAUGAAAAAUCUGACAAGCAGUAUGCUGAAAAUUACACAAGGCCUUCAUCUCGAAAUUCUGCCUCAGCAACAACCCCUCUAAGUGGAAACUCGUCCAGAAGAGGAAGCGGGGACACCAGCAGCUUAAUAGAUCCAGACACCUCAUUAAGUGAAUUGCGGGAUAUCUAUGAACUUAAGGACCAGAUACAGGAUGUAGAAGGGAGAUACAUGCAGGGGCUUAAAGAACUAAAGGAGUCUUUAUCUGAAGUGGAAGAAAAAUACAAGAAAGCCAUGGUUUCCAAUGCACAGUUAGACAAUGAGAAGAACAAUUUGAUAUACCAAGUAGAUACCCUCAAGGACGUCAUUGAAGAGCAGGAGGAACAGAUGGCCGAAUUUUAUAGAGAAAAUGCAGAAAAAUCAAAGGAGUUAGAAAGGCAGAAACAUAUGUGUAGCGUGCUACAACAUAAGAUGGAUGAACUUAAAGAAGGCCUCCGACAAAGAGAUGAGCUCAUUGAGGAGAAUCAGCGUAUGCAGCAGAAAAUAGACACCGUGACAAAAGAGGUGUUUGACCUCCAGGAGACACUGCUUUGGAAAGAUAAAAACAUUAGGGCCCUAGAGAAACAGAAAGAAUACAUUGCCUGCCUUAGGAAUGAGCGCGAUACGCUCAGAGAGGAGCUGGCUGACCUGAAGGAGGCGAUGAAGACGGGAGAGAAACAUGGCUUAGUCAUCAUCCCCGAUGGCACUCCCAACGGCGAUGUCCACCAUGAACCAGUGGUCGGAGCCAUCACUGUUGUGUCUCAGGAAGCCGCUCAGGUCUUGGAGUCAGCAGGAGAGGGGCCCCUAGAUGUAAGGCUACGAAAACUCGCUGGAGAAAAGGAAGAGCUCCUAUCACAGGUAAGGGCAUUCUUCUCAUUGGAAGGUAAUGUUCAUUGUAACUGACUAAAUCAUAUGGUAAAAUGUUAGCAAAGUGAAAUGUACGCUAGAAAGAAAUGUGCUUGUUUCAAACAUCACUACUCAAGUAAGAUUUGAAGGAUAAAUAGGUAAUUCAUAUUUGACCUCUUUGUUGUCUCCUAUUCUUUAAAGAAAAAUUACAGGACACUGAGUGUAAGCGGUCAGGUAGCUCAGCACAGCUUGUUAUGAAGACAGGCGCUGCCUGCCCUGCCUGCCCCUCCACCUUCACCCCGCCCAUUCCUGCCUGGUUCUUUUAGCUGAUUGCUCUGGGGUGUACUGCCCUUGUGAGCUUCUGAAUGACACGCUUCUGUUGCUUCUCGAUGUUUCUGUUUAAGGCAGCAGUGCUCACACCCCUCUGUGGAAGACGAAGAUGUAGCUGUCGCACAUCCCCCCUCCCCAACACACGUACACUUCCCAUCCCCACAUCCUGCUAGAAGGGCAGUGUGCCAGUCUGUCUGCGCUGUCAGGACGCCGUGAACACUACUCACAGGGGAGCCGUGGAGCUUUCUAGGAUGGCCUCUCAUCUCCUUUGCACUCUUUACUUCCCUUGAAGUUAGUGCUGUGGUUUUUCUUUUCAAUUGCUUGGUUUCCUAUGUAUUGAUUACUAAUCUUGCUGCAGGCUCUCCAACAGUGAUUUAAAUCCACCCUUAGUGGUUUUCAGAUGCACGAAGUAUUCCCUCAGUUCCAUCUUUUUGGUUCUUGGAGCAUGUGACACAUCUCGUUCAGAACUUAAUGGCUCGCUCCCUCAGUACAGAGAUGUGACCAGUUUUCAUCGUCAUCUAGAAUUUCCUUUGCCUGUGGUUCAGAUUGGUUUCCCUUUUCGCAGUGUCUCAGGCCUUCCUCCUCCUUUAUUUAUUCUCUUACUUUGGGACAUUCCCCCAGUACUUCCUGAGAACAUGAGAAAAGAGUAUGUGGACCAUAAAUUUUUCUUAACUUUGCAGGACUGAGAAUGUCUUCAUUUUACCCUCUUACGAGACUAACAGUUUGACUGGGUAUAGAAUUCUUCGUUGUAGUCAUUUUCCUUCAUCUUUUUUAAGUCAAGAAAGUGCUUCAUUGUCUUCUAGCUUCCUGUAUGGCUGUUGAGAAUUUCAAGGACAUUUUGAUUUUUGGUUUUUAUAUGUGCAUGACCCAUUUUUCCCUUCUCUAGAAGUUUGUAUCACAGUCUCUUUUCUCCCCAGUGUUCUGAAAUUUCACAGUGACGUGGUUUGGAGUUCUGUGUGAAUGCAUUUAUUGUAUGUUUCUCCAGUCACAUUUAGCUGCACAGGUGUAGGCAUGGGGUGGAUGGAGUUAGAGUUUGCCAGGUGAGUGUAGCAGGGCAGAGGAGGUGAGGGUGUGUGCAGGAGAGCGAUGAUGGACCUGGAGAGUAGAGUAGGUAAGGUAAGGAGGGCUGAGCGACAUCCAGGAAAACAUCAGGCACAGUGGAUCCCAGGUGCCAGUGCGGCUGAAGGAUUUUUAGAGUUGGGUCCAGAGAGAAUGGGCUGGAAAGAUCAAGAGUAGCAGUUAAAGAAAAGAGACACAGAACUGAAUUAGGUGGGCCGCCCUUAUACAAUGAUGAGAUGCAGAGUAGGACAAAGGGAGUGAGUUGCUGAGGGCGAGAUGGGGCAGAUGGCAAGAUCCUUGUUCCAGAAACUGAGAGGUCAGUUGUCAGAGGGAUACUCUGCUGAAAUGUAUCUUGAUUUGCCAACAAUUAAGAGAGGAAGAGCCUUCAGGGAAUGUGGAGGUAAAAUGGCGAAGAAAGAGUAGGAUGAUGGCAGUGAUGGGGGGCCGCUAGUAUUUAUAAUCUGAAGAGAUGUGACUAGGAACGGUGAAUUUUAGAGAGGAUGGUGGGAGAACAGUUUGGUAACAGCAAGGAAAGCAAGAGGACACCUGUUCCGUUGUCAGGCCUGGCGGCAGGAGGCUGUGGGGGAAAAGGAUAGCCAGUACUCCCGACGGCUGCAGGGAGCAGGCCUCUCAGGGAGCGCGGUCUCUGCUAGGUAAGGGGAGGGCUCGGAGAAGAGACUGAGGAUGCAGGGGUCUGCUGAGGAUGGAAGGGUAGUGCAGAGGGCGCAGUGGAAGACAUGCAGGCUCUGGGGGAGGUUAGGAGAUGAAGACUGAGUAGGGCUUGUGCAGGAAAGCGAGAAUGAGCAUUUCGAGAUGGACGUGGACAGGGGUGCUGGGGACAAUGAAAUUAGUCCUGGAUGAGCCAAGGCAGAUAGUGAUGUUGUGGUUGAAAGGGCAGAGUUGUCUGGGGAGCAGCUGUGCAGAACUCACCCUUUCUCCAGUGGGGGAGGGCAGACCCGGUCCCAGUGCCUGGCCUUCCCUUGACACCUGUUGAUGGAGGACAGCUGGGGAAGCCACCUGGGACUCUGAGCAUGCAGACUCACCUCUGAUCGCUGGGAGUGAAGGAUGAAGGAAGCAUGGGGAGGCUUGGUCUCCACCCCCUUUGUAGGGGAGGGGGAGACUUGCUCUGGUUGUGGUGCUUCCUUGAUCUCUGAUGAGAGUUGUAGGCAUCUGGGGAGACAUGACUGAUUUCUGAUGGGGGAAGCGGGGCAUUUGUCCUCGGGUUUCUUAUUGUUUCUCUCCUGUUUUCCCAUCUCUUUGACUCUGCUUUCUAAAAGAUACUCUCAACUUUAUCUUCUCAUUUUUUAUUGAGUUUCUAUUUCUGCAGUCAAUUCAGGGAUACAGAUAUUUUCACUUAUCUUGGAGAAUUUGAUAGGCAGGUUGGUUUGCUUUGUGUUCUUUUUUCUAUCUGUGUAGUUUGUUUCCUUCCAGAUGCUCUUAUGUAUAUUUAUUUGGUCUUCAGUUUAAACGUGGAGUACUCUAGUGCUGGUUGGCAGCUCUGAGCAUAUGAGUGAGGCUCGUCCAAGUUUCAGUGAAGACUGAUGUGGCUGGGUGUUUUCUUGGGAACCUUCAAUGUGGGAUUGUUGGUCUCCUUUUUAGGCUAGUCAGAGUUCUGGAGAGAGAGGGCCUGUGGUCUUCUGCCUGAGGGAACAGGCCAGCUGUCUGCAGUCUGGGAACUGGGAGUGGACCAGAGGCCUGAGCUUGCAGUUCAUUUCUGUUCACCUGAUCCUGUUUUCCACACGUGGGACUCCUAUCUUCAACCGGGCCUUCUUUUUUUCCCAACCCAAAGUCCCUUUUAAUUUUAUUUUUUAGUUUAUUUUGUAAAUUUUUUAAAAAACCACUUUUUAAAAAAAAACCCACCUUUUUAAGGUUAUAAUUGGUAUAGAGUAAGUUGCACGGUGUGCAGAUGCUCACCUUGUAUUAGUGUCCUAGGGCUGCCGUACAAAGGACCACCAAUGGGGUGGCAUCGACCAACAGAAAUGCACUGUCUCCCAGCCUGGAGGUGAGGAGCCCGAGAUCCCAUGUCAGCAGCGUGGUUCCUCCCGAGGCCUGUGGACGGAAGUCUGUUGCAGGCUUGUCUUCUAGCUUCGAGUGGUUUGCUGGCCACCUUUGUGUCCCUUGGCUUGCAGACAGCACUCUCUGUGUCUCCACACUGUCUCUCCUCUGUCCUCAUCUGUCUCUUUGUAUCGCAUUCUUUUUAUUGUCAUACUGGAUUAGGGGCCCACCCUAUCCCAGUGUAACUUCACCUCAACUCAGGGCGUCUGCAGUGACUGUUCCACGCCAGCUCGCACUCCGAGGUACUGGGAGUUAGGACUGCGACAUAGGAAUUGUGUGGCGGGGCAGGUGAACCCAUGGCCAUAUCUGUGAAGCCAGCACCCCAGUCAAGAUGGUGAAAAUACCCACAACUCCACAAAAGUUUGUGUCCCUUCGUCAACUUUCCUUCUUCCACCUCUCUCCCCCUCUGCAGGCAACCGCCAGUCUGCCAUUUGUCACUUCAGUUCGCAUUUUCUGGAGUUUUAUACAGUUAGAAUUACAGAGCACGCGCUCUUGUCUGGUUCUUUCGUGCGGCAUGUUCUUUGAGAGUCAGCCGCGUAGCUGCACGUACGAGUAGUGAUGCCAUCGUAUCCGCGCACCAGUUUGUUUCUCCUUCUGUUGAUGGAUGUUUCGACUGUUUCUAGUUUGGGGCUAGUGUGAAUAAGCUGCUAUGAAUGUCUUUUAUUUUGGAUAAAAUAAGGUAGAUUAUGUAGCUACACUAAAACAUGUAUUUCCAGUUAUUUCUGUAUAUUUAACCUAACUCUAAAACAAGAAACAUCUACUGCCCAUGGAAUUUUCCAUUUUUAAUAAAAAAUAACAAAAAAUACCCAAAAGAUGUGCUUUUCCACAAACCUAGCCAAAUAAUAAAAGAUGGGACACCUGUUUUUAUUGGGACACCUGGUCCUGGAGCUCGCUUCUUUUGAUAAUUUGCUCAUAGCUUAUCUCCAGUAUUUGAGCAUUGUGUCUCUACAGCAGGCCCUCCAGAAAAUUGCUCUGAGUGACUGAUGGUGGUCUGCCUUUUCUAAGAUGUGGCCAGUGGGCCAGGCAUCGUUUGAGAGACUGGAUCUCACUGCUGAGUCUUUACUUCCA
Messenger RNA from Vicugna pacos (alpaca), 6477 nucleotides. NCBI's taxonomy places the organism in Eukaryota, Metazoa, Chordata, Mammalia, Artiodactyla, Camelidae. The record is from RefSeq and is a predicted model, not a curated record.